Manihot esculenta (cassava) is the source of this 3442-nucleotide messenger RNA. RefSeq names its product protein SMAX1-LIKE 4. Bases 325 to 3345 code for a protein of 1006 amino acids. The record is from RefSeq and is a predicted model, not a curated record. The transcript has 3 exons. NCBI's taxonomy places the organism in Eukaryota, Viridiplantae, Streptophyta, Magnoliopsida, Malpighiales, Euphorbiaceae.
UCUACUACAUUUCUCUUAGAGCUAGCUUCACUUUCAGAGAAUCUCACUUUAUAGAUAUAUAUUUGAUAUUUCCAUAUCUGAGCUCAUCAGCUAGGUGGUAAUUUUCUGUUUGGUGUAAUCACAGGAGAGGGAAGCUAACAAGCUUUUGAUAACAAAGCUUGCUUCAGUGAUCUACAUCACUUUAAGGAAGAAGGAGCUUGGGGGUGGCGUUAGGGGGAGAGAGAGGAUAAGGGAAGAAAGAAAGAGAGUCGAAGCUUUGAUCCUGCAAGAACCAGUGGUGCUCAAUCAAAGGGGGUGGUGCGGGGGGUGGGUCUUAGCCAAGUAAUGCGCUCAGGAGCUUGUACGGUCCAGCAGACCCUCACCACAGAGGCUGCUUCAGUUUUGAAGCACUCUCUUAGCUUGGCGAGGAGGAGAGGCCAUGCUCAGGUCACUCCUCUUCAUGUAGCUGCUACGUUGCUAAGCUCAAGAGCUAGUCUUUUGAAAAGGGCUUGUCUCAAAUCUCAACCUCAUCAAUCUUCUCAUCCUCUUCAAUGCAGAGCUCUUGAGCUUUGCUUUAAUGUCGCACUCAACAGGCUACCAACUACUCCUGGUCCUUUACUUCAUGGCCAGCCUUCUCUUUCCAAUGCUUUGAUUGCUGCACUCAAACGAGCUCAAGCUCAUCAGAGAAGAGGCUGCAUCGAGCAACAGCAACAACAGCCUCUCUUAACAAUCAAGGUUGAGUUAGAACAGCUUAUAAUCUCUAUAUUAGAUGAUCCUAGCGUUAGUAGGGUUAUGAGAGAAGCUGGGUUCUCUAGUACUGCUGUGAAGAACAAUAUUGAGGAUUCUUCAGCUUCUUCUGUGUUUCAGUGUUACACCGCCGCAGGCGGUGGUGGUGGUGUUUUCUCUUCACCUUGUUCUCCUUCUCCUGGUGAAACUCAGAGAGAGAUCAUCAACCCUACAACUUUCUGGCAAACCCAUUUCUUAACUUACUCUUCUGAGAAAAACCCACUUCUAUUUUCUCCUCAAAAGAAGCUCUCAAGCCAUUAUUUCACAGAUUUAGCUUCUGUGAAGGAAGAUAUUAAGUUGGUUUUGGAGAUUUUCUUGAGAAAGAAGAGAAAGAAUACUGUGAUAGUUGGUGACUGUGUGUCUAUAACAGAAGGACUUGUUGGAGAACUGAUGGGAAGAGUAGAGAGAGGAGAUGUUCCAGUGGAGUUGAAACAAAUUCAGUUUGUUAAAUUUCAAUUUGCUCCAGUUUCUUUGAGGUUCAUGAAGAAAGAAGAUGUUGAAAUGAAUAUUUCUCAGCUGAAACGGAAAGUGGAAUCUGCUGGUGAUUGUGGAGCCAUAAUCUACACAGGAGACCUGAAAUGGACAGUUGAAGAAACUGCAAUGAAUGGAGAGGAUUCAGCAGCAACUGGUGGUUAUAGUCCAGCUGAUCAUCUAGUGGUGGAGAUAGGAAGGUUGAUCUCUGAUUAUAGCAACUCAAACAGAAAGGUAUGGUUAAUGGCUACUGCAAGUUAUCAAACAUAUAUGAGAUGCCAGAUGAGGCAACCUCCUCUUGAGAUUCAAUGGGCAUUUCAAGCUGUUUCAGUUCCCUCUGGUGGACUUGGUCUCAGCCUCCAUGCUUCCAGUAUCAAUGAAUCAAGGGUGACCUUCUCCCAAAAUCCAUCUCAGUUACUGGAAACAAAACCUUUCAUUACCAAUGCAAAGGAUGAAGAAGAUAAGCUAACUUGCUGUGCAGAAUGCUUCUCCAGUUAUGAAAAAGAAGCUCAACUCUUAAAACCAGGCCACCAGAAAAAUUUGCCUUCUUGGCUUCAUCCACAAACCACCAAUGCCAAUCAAAAGGAUGAAUUAGCUGAGUUGAGAAGAAAAUGGAACAGAAUCUGCCAAGGUCUGAAUCACCAAGUCAGGCAUAUGCAAAGCCAUUUAGGAUCAUAUUCAUAUGCUUCUUCAUAUCCUUGGUGGUCAAAUCAAAACAAUAUCGUCCCAGAUUCAAAUUCAAUCUCCUUCAGAGAUUCAAUUGUGAAGCCUAAUCAGAUUUCCAGUUUUGUGCCCAAAUUCAGAAGGCAACAAUCAUGCACGAUUGAUUUCAACUUUGGUAGUGAAACCCAGAAGCAGAUUCAGUCAGGGGAACCAAAUUUGGAUUCUCUCAAGAACACUGAGGGUAAGGAAGUUAAGAUCACACUUGCUCUUGGAAAUUCUUUUUGCUCUGAUGUUGGAGAAAGGGAUAAAGAGAGGAAUGAUUUGUUUAAGUUGCUGCAAGAGAAUGUGCCUUGGCAAUCUGAAGCAAUUCAUUCUAUUGUAGAAGCUUUGAUUGAGUCCAAAUCAACAGGCAAAGGGACUUGGCUGCUUAUUCAAGGCAAUGAUACUCUAGGAAAAAGAAGAUUGGCCCUUGCAAUUGCAGAGUCUGUUUUGGGAUCUGUUGAUUUGCUACUCAGCAUGAACAUGAGGAAAAAGGAGAAUAAUGAAGACUCAUGUUUUUCAGAGAAAAUUGAAAAAGGUUUAAGAAAUCAAGAGAAGAUUGUUGCUUUGGUGGAAGAUGUUGAUUUUGCUGAUACCCAGUUGAUGAAACUCCUUGCUGAUGGAUUUGAAACUGGAAAAUUUGGAGAAUCAGGGAAAAUUAGCCAAUCAGUGUUCAUUUUGACAACAGGUGGCAAUUUCAUGAGCUUGGAAGAUGGGAAGAUGGAUCAAGAUUCUGUCAUCAGGAUGACUAUGGAAGUGAAGGAAAAAGCUCAAACCAACAACAUGGGUUGUAAGAGAAAAGCUGAGUGGGACAUUUCAAACAACACCAAGACUUCAAGAAUCAAUGAAAACAAAGAUGUUGAAAAUGGAAACAUGAAAAAGGACUUCUCAAGGCAAUCAAGCUUCAACACACUUGAUCUCAACAUCAAGGCAAAUGAAGAAGAUGAAAGUGAAGAGAAACAAGGGGAAUAUUAUAGCCCGAUUUCGAGCGAUUUAACUCGUGAGACGAUCUCUGAUCUAGUUACUCAACAUGGGUUUCUCGAUUCAAUAAAGAACAGGUAUGUUUUUGAUAGAAAUCAAGCUCAGGAAAAAGAGAUGACAAAGUCUUUAUCAUCCAGGAUGAAAAGGGCUAUGGAGGAAAUAUUUGGGGAUCAAAAUGUAAAUGGUUUUAGCAUUGAAGAGAAGAUAUUAGAAGAGAUAGUAGAUGGAUAUGGUUGUUUUGUUAACAGUUUGCUUGAAAGAUGGAUGAAAGAAAUCUUUCAAUCAACUUUGCAAAGAGUUAAAAUUGGGGAGAAAAAGAGUUUGGGAAUUAGGGUUUGUUUUGAAGGGAGAAGUGAGAGAAAUUUGGAGGAUGGGUUCAUGGGAACAUGUCUUCCAAAGAAAAUCCAAGUUUCUUUCAUGGACUAACUAAAGUUUAAAUCUUUUUUCUUUUGUAAAAUCUUUUACCACAAACAAUCUCCUUUGUGUAACUGCUAAUUUUCAUAAUAGGUUGUGUUUUGGUUUC